UCCAGCUCCUCCCAGAAGCCCUGUCACAGAAGACACUCAAGUCUAGGAGCCUUGGCUGAGACAGUUUCUAUCUUCCAAGAUGACUGAGAAGAGGAGGAACAAUGGGCGCGCCAAGAAGGGCCACGGCCAUGUGCAGCCCAUCCGCUGCACCAACUGCGCCCACUGUGUGCCCAAGGACAAGGACAUCAAGAAGUUUGUCAUCCUCAACAUCGUGGAAGCUGUGGCCAUCAGGGACAUCUCCGAGGCCAGUGUCUUCGACUCCUAUGUGCUGCCCAAACUGUAUGUGAAACUAAGUUACUAUGUGAGCUGCACAAUCCACAGCAAGGUAGUGAGGAAUCAUUCCGGUGACGCUCUGAAGGAUCGGACGCCCCCACCCCUAUUCAGACCUGCAGGUGCUGCCCCCAGAUCGCCUCCAAAGCCCAUGUAA
Messenger RNA from Trichosurus vulpecula (common brushtail), 427 nucleotides. RefSeq names its product 40S ribosomal protein S26-like. Gene Ontology annotation, molecular function: mRNA binding; structural constituent of ribosome. The transcript is spliced from 2 exons. Bases 80 to 427 code for a protein of 115 amino acids. NCBI's taxonomy places the organism in Eukaryota, Metazoa, Chordata, Mammalia, Diprotodontia, Phalangeridae. The record is from RefSeq and is a predicted model, not a curated record. Gene Ontology annotation, cellular component: ribosome; cytosolic small ribosomal subunit. Gene Ontology annotation, biological process: translation.